Messenger RNA from Oryctolagus cuniculus (rabbit), 213 nucleotides. NCBI's taxonomy places the organism in Eukaryota, Metazoa, Chordata, Mammalia, Lagomorpha, Leporidae. The record is from RefSeq and is a predicted model, not a curated record.
AUGCCUCGGAAAAUUGAAGAGAUCAAGGACUUCCUACUCAUGACCUGGUGGAAGGAUGCCAAGUGUGUCAAGAUCAAGAAGAAUAAAGACAAUAUGAAGUUCAAGGUGUGCUGCAGCAGGUACCUUUACUCGCUGGUCAUCAUGGACAAGGAGAAGGCCGAGAAGCUGAAGCAGUCCCUGCCCCUAGGCCUGACCCUGAAAGAGCUAAAAUGA